Messenger RNA from Symbiodinium sp. CCMP2456, 2814 nucleotides. NCBI's taxonomy places the organism in Eukaryota, Dinophyceae, Suessiales, Symbiodiniaceae. The record is from the annotation of a GenBank genome assembly.
AUGGGAUGUUCUGGCUCGAGUGGCAAGCAGAAAGUUGAGGUGCCGGCAGAGCGCCGUCGACUCUCAGUCGGUAUUGUCGAGAAUGAGGAGGCUGCAGACGAGAUCGACAUCAGAGAAGAGGACCGGGGUCUGCUCUCCGCCUUGGACAACGAGACGGUGCUCCAGUUGCUGGAAGGAAAAAAUAUCAAAGCCGGCCGCAGGAUGAGCAUAGGCACUGCCUUAGACGCUGGGAAGGAGGCUUUUGCAAACAAGGCCAUCCAGCAACUGGGGGAUGCCAUUGAACCGGUGCGAGUCCCGAGAAAGACCUCUUGUGAGAGUCUGGCAGCUCCAGUUUUGCUUCGCUGCACCGAGGCGAUCCUGCUCAACCUCCUAGACAACAUCCCAAAGCCCAAGAGCCCAAAAGCCCAAAAGCCCGAACCGCUCAACGUCGCGGGCGGACCGGAGCCAUGGUUUCAUGGCUCAGCCGGAGCCUCCGGAGCCGCCGGAGCCCUCGUCUCCAAGGCUUCUCAGGGUCCCUGCGAGCAGUUCCAAGCGACGCUUCUGCAGCUUGGCUGCACGGAGCUCCCCGCUGCUUCCGUUGGAUGCAUCGAUCUUCGGGCAGAAGGCAACUACGGCGGAUAUGUGGGCGAGGAGUCCUUCAAGAAGAAGCGGUGCUACUUCUUCGACAGGGGCGGCUGCAUCUACGGCGACUCAUGCAACUUCAAGCAUAGCUCGCAAAGCGAGGCCAAGGCUGAUUGCUGCAGCGCUGCAGCAGGUGAUGCCGGAUACCACAAGAAAAAUCUGUGCUCCCUCUUCAUGUUGCCAGGCCUUGAGUGUCCGUUCACGAGUUCCUUCUGCUGGAAUGCACACGGCCCAUCUGAGCUGCGACGACGACCACUCUGUCUGCCGCCAUUGGACGGCAUCAAACAGGGGACACGGCUUCGCUGCAUCAGCUCCGGUCUCAGCGCGGCAGACGCUUCCGAGGUGUGGCGGUCCCCCUCCGAAUGGGUGAUCAUUGGCCAUGUCAAGGUGCAGGAUCUGGUUCUUGCGGAUGGCGCGCCUGCGCUUGUGGAUGGCUACAUGAUGGUGCCCAUACAGCCUGCAGGUGCCGUGGAGCUUCGGUACUUUAGCAGCGAGCCUGACGAGAAGGGCACGGCUCGAGACCUUCCAAUCACCGACGCACAUAUCCAUUUGGAUGAGGUGCUGCGGACGAGGAGAUUCGGCUUCGGAUGGUAUGCGAAAGCAUUGCGAUGCAGUUUCCUCCCGAACUGCACGCAGAUGCGCUGCCUCUUCGCACAUGAGAAUGAGAAACUUCGCUCCUUUCCUGCGCUGCGUGCUGGAGACCUCGCAUCUCUCAGAGACGAAGUCACGAAGCUGCCAGGUGCCAGAAUCGUCGGCAUCGUUCAAAGUUGCUGCGGCGCAGAGGUCAUUGAGGACACGCUGCAGCUUGUCAAGUGGGGCCGAGAGAUGAUGGACGGACGGAUCUAUGCGACUUUCGGCAUCCAUCCGAAUGACUUCGAAGCCUACACAUCCCAGGUGCAGGCACGGCUCGAGGCGGCGCUUGACACGUGCGGUGCGCAGGGCGUCGGCUGGGGCGAGUGUGGGCUGGACUUCAACAAGAGGGCUGAUGAGUUGGAGGCGGCACCAGAGCUGCGUCAGAAGAUGCGGCAGGUGUUCAUCGAUCAGAUACACGUUGCCCUGAAGCGUGGGAUUCCCCUGGUGGUUCAUUCUAGGGAUGCAGAGGAGGAAGUGUUUCAUAUCCUGGAUGCAUACGUGCCCCGUGAGCAUUACGUUCAGCUGCAUUCCUUCAUGGGAUCCGCGUCCAUGCUUCUAUCCUUCCUUGCAGAGCGCCCCAACACAUAUGUCAGCGUGCCUGGCGCCUUGACUUGGGCUUGGUCCUGGAAGGAUGGAGGCCUUCGCGAACUGGCCAAAGUACUGCCGGUUGACCGCCUGCUCUUGGAGACCGACGGGCCGUACAUGGCGCCUGCUCCCUACCGUGGCCAAGACUCGCACCCGGGUCACGUCCCGUGGGUUGCCCAUACCUUGGCAGUGGCGAAGGGGCUGAGGACGCUGGAAGUGCUCGAGGUGGCCAGCAGCCGCAAAGGUCUGAAGCCAGAGAGUCCAAAUCAGGACUCGUGGUUCUGCCUGAAGGUGGAGCAAUACUUCUCCUUGUAUGCUGUCUUUGAUGGCCACGGGUCUAAAGGACACAAGGUUUCGCAGUUUGUCAAAGACAACCUGCCAAAGCUGAUUCUGAUGGACGAGCGUUUUGGAAAGGGCUCAGCUGAAUUGCCAGAUAUGCUAAAGGAGAACUUCCAGAAGACUCAAGACCUCAUUAUCGCCUCCGACAAGAUGGGCAAGCUGAAUGCCUCCCUGUCGGGCACCACGGCCACUCUAGUUGUGCACGAUCACGAAAGCAAAGAGAUUACCGUCGCCCAUGUCGCUGACAGCUCCUCCGUGCUGGGUCGGAGAAAGGGAACCGCGGACUUCGAGGCAGAGCAGCUCACCCGGGAUCACAAGCCCAACCUCAAGGACGAAAAGGCUCGCAUUGAGAAGGCAGGUGGCAUGGUAGUGUUCGACGGCUACGCCAAUCACCGGAUCUAUGCCAGGAAUGCUCGCCACCCGGGGCUGAACAUGUCUCGCUGCCUUGGCGAUCUUCUCGGUCACCAGACCUGCGGCAUCUCGGCCGUCCCCGAGGCCAGGGCUCUGAGCUGCUUCAGUGCUGUAAUUUUGGUGUAUGAAUGCAAGAGAUACCAGCGGACAUCGUUCCUCCUGCUUGUGUGCUGCAUUCUUCACAUCGCGGUUCGCAAUGCGCAGGCUCAGAAAUAUCAAAUGUGA